AUGGCGGCGGCGGCGCCCCACCGGCUGCGGCACUGGUGGAGGAGGCGUGGUGGAGAGGGGGGUGUCUUCGUCGCCUUCGGCCUGGGAAUUCUCCUUCUGGUGUUCUUCUUCGCUCUUGUCUCGCGGAUUCGCGGGAGUAUCAACGACGGCGGCACCGUUGCCCUGCUUGGACACGCCGGCGACGAACUCGUCCCCCUCAGGGUUUUGCGCAACGCUGGGAAGAAGGGCGCCGGUACGAUUCUGAAUCAUUGGGGAACCAUCGCCGGUAGAUGGAAACUUACGAAUCUUGUGGGGUUCUGAUUGCAGUUUGCUUGGAUGGAAGCGCCCCCGGCUACCACAUCGAGACGGGUUUCGGAACUGGCCUCGACAGUUGGGUGAUCCACUUAGAAGUAGGCUUCUGGAUUUCUGCGUUAAUUGUUUAUUGCCGGGCUAUGCUUCUGCCGUGGCUUCACUUCGCCUGUAUACGAUGAUUCGAUCUGAAGCUCUGUAUCGACUUGUGCCCUUAUCAGAUCUCAUUUUCUGGUGAGGAUAUAGGGUGGAGGCUGGUGCAACUCAGUUGAUUCAUGCUCUUCACGGAAGAUGACUCUGUAUGGGUCUUCAACCCUCAUGGACAGACUGGUUCCUUUUCGUGGCAUUUUGAGUCGUAACCAGUCGCAAAAUCCUGGUAUUUUGACAUAAAUCCUUUUGACAGUAUGACAUUUCGAGUUUCAGAUAGUGUUUAAACUUAAUUCUCUUCUCAUUCGUGCUAUGGAGUUAUUUUCUCGCCUCUCCUGCUUGCGAGGAUAGACAUAAAUUGCUAUGGAUAGACAUGUUUCAUCGAGCCUCCGGAGUCUCUGAGAAAAGAGUUUUGAAAUGCCUCCUUUAUCUUUUCAGAUUUUUAUAACUGGAACAGAGUAAAGGUGCGCUACUGUGAUGGUGGGUCUUUCUCUGGAAAUGUUGAGGGUGAAGUUCAUGUAAGUUUUGCAGUGAUAUCGGAUGGCUUCUUGAAGCAGCUUGCACUAUAUUUCUCCUCAUUAUUUACGAUUUUCUCGUGUGAAAAAUGUUGCCACCAAGCUUACCAUUUUUACAUGAUGGUGAACUAGAAUGGAACGAAGCUCUUUUUCAGGGGCCAGCGUAUCUGGGAAGCAAUCAUGGAUGAUCUUAUGGCUACUGGAUUGGCCACUGCCAGGCAGGUCAAUUCGUUGUUUCUAAUUUAUUGACGAACAUUAUUAUAUUGUUCGUUGGUGAUAUAUGCGUGCAUUAUAUUGUUCUUGUUUGGUAUUUCAUUUUAUUACUGUAUUCGACUUUCAUACUGAGGUAAAUAACCCCACAGAUUUUCUUCAUAAUCCCGUCAGCAUGGCCGUUCUUUUAUGGCUUCAAAUGAGUUCCGAUUGUUCCAUGUUUUAUGAAGAAUAAUAUACUGUUAGGAAUUUGCAAUUUUGAUAUAAGAAGUCACGGCACGAACAAUGUUGAGCCAUCUCGUUUGUUACAAAGGGAACGGCUAAGGGUUUGACUUUGGUAUUAAAAAAGUCAACCUUUUGUUUGGGCGAUAGCCAAACUUAUUCUUAUACUAGAAACCCAGUCAAAAAUAUUUCACAAAGGAGAGGUACUUUUAUGGGAUUAUAAUUUUUCUUUCUGUUUCCUUCAUUUUAUAUAUAGAUUGGAGGAUUCAUACAGAAAUACGGAAUGACCAAGGAAAAUUCUUCUGAGGGGAUCGUUCGAAUAAGGAAUGCUUUCUCUUAGACAAAUGUUCUGAAAUAUGCCUCAUCUUAGUAACAAUUGCACAAGUUGAAAUUUUGAUAUAGAUUGGCUCUCAUCCAUCAGUAUACUUUUCCUUGCAUGCCGUGAUUUCAGUUUAUCACUGUCACCUUAGGAUACUGCAUUGGAUUUGCCUACUGGAUUAUUGAUCCUUGGUUUUCAGACUCUAUCAGAGAUUCAAGUGAACAACAAUAUUCGAGCACUCUUGCCGAAUUGGGGCUCAGAACUACAACCUUACCUCAUUUGACAUUUGAAAUUAAAGGGUCUCCAAACCUUUGGGCCACCCUAGCACCUAAUUCAUGCUAGAUGGGUGGGUAAUUCAUCAUAAGAACAAAGAGAGCUAAUGGUUCUAAUGGUGACUUGUUCGAUGAAAGGGCUGACCAAACUACGAUGUUUCAAGGAUCAUAUGGGAGAAAUUGCAACACGUAGAUCUGAACCUGUUGGAGUCUCACUAUGGGAGUACCGAUCAGUACCCAGUGGUGUUAAGUUCUAUCUAAUGUUGGAGAACUGGUGAGAGACAAAAGUACCAGAUUCACUAGCGAUUUACAAACAUAUAAAUAAAAAAUUGAUUUCUAGUAUUUUAUUCUCUCUAGAUUACUUGUCUUGUGUAGUGCUUUGUCCAAACACAGGUCCAUGAUGGGAGACGCAGACCGGCUUUGGAGAAAUCCUUGUUUAAAGUAUGAAUUCAAUGAAAAAAUCAUGCGAAACAGUUAUUAUCAUUGCUUUUGACAUGAAGGGGCUUUAGUUAUCUCUAUGACCUUUCCUCGUUAAAAACAGCCUCUAAAGGCUCUUGCUACCCCACACAUCUUCAGCUUCGUUGUCUAUUGGUUGAAGCUUUAGUAUCGAAUAAUUUUGCUGUCCAACAUUCAAAUUCGUUCGCAGAUCAUCUGUGAAGCUUCCUAUGAUUGGUUUAUAAUCAACUGUCUUUUCAGGCUCUUUUGACGGGUUGUUCUGCUGGAGGCCUGGCAACUUUCAUCCACUGUGAUGACUUCCGAGCGCGUCUGUCUGGAGAUGUCAUUGUCAAGUGUUUAGCAGACGCUGGUUUUUUUCUUGAUGCGUACGCUUUCUUUACACAUUCAUUCCAUCCUUAAUUUUUAGUCUAAGAAUUUAUGUUAAUUUUCAGUCACGUUGGAUUUUUUAUUUUUUUCUUAUUUUUAAGAGGGUACUGCUGAUAAUCUCGUCCUUUGUUCUGUCAGAUUUCUCUCCUUCAAUUCAGUCCCAACCCCAAUUACAUGCUAAUUAUACUUUGAUUUAUUCAAUGCAGAAAAGACAUUUCAGGGACAAGCACAAUGCGGUCCUUCUAUCAUGACGUGGUCCAACGUCAUGUACGAUCUCUUGCUUGCUUCUGCUUUCAAUAGAAUGUGUUUAUUUUGAGAAACUAUUCUCUAGCAAUCUGCUGGUGGGAAUGGUUUCCAUGUAAGUUGACGAUCCCCGAUUGACUCCCCACAAAAAACCAUGUGGAAUAACCCAUGAAUGUCUUUUUUCAGUUUAUUAUCGGAAAUUAUAUUAAUUAAUAAAUUCUGUUUCAGGGUAUUGGAAAAAAUCUACCCAAGGAUUGCACCAGGAAGAAAGAACCAUCCCAGGCAUGCCUGCAAUCUCCUCAUAAGUUAAAUGCCAUUCCACCGGUUUUCUUCCCCUCACAUGGUUUUCUUUCUUUCUUGGAAUGAACAGUGCUUCUUUCCUCAGGAGAUCAUCAAAUCCGUAACCACCCCGCUCUUUGUUCUCAACCCAGCCUACGAUUUCUGGCAGGUGAAGCCCCCCAAAAGUCAUACUCCUUAGCAGAAAGCAUUGGCAUACUAUCCCUGUGGGUUGACAUUCUAGACUGCUUCAGAUACAGCACAUUUUGGCACCUGCGGGAUCGGAUCCUAAUGGAUUGUGGUCAAACUGCAAGAAAGAUAUUGUCAACUGCGACCCCAACCAGAUGGAAACGCUGCAGGGUCAGCGUCUUCACCAGAAAUAUAUAUUUUCCAAAUCUGGGUUAUAUUUAUAUUUAUUGUUAUCAGUGAAACUGCUUCUACUUGAUCAUCCCAGAAUUCAGGAGAGCAAUGAUCAACGCGCUGGAGGGUUUUCGUCAGAAGAAGGAUGGUGGACUUUUCUUGGGCUCCUGCUAUGUACACUGUCAGACUUUGUCGGAUGUAACGUGGCAUUCAUUCACCUCUCCGAGGAUUGGCAACAAGGUAUAGAUCCUUACUUCAUUGAGUUUUGACCUAAUCUUUUGGGUGAUAUAAUGAGAGAAAAAUGGCCCCGGAUGUUUGACCAAAAGCCUCAUCAGAGUUUUGACCUAGAUAGGCUAGAGACGACCAAGCCUUUAUUGACUUAAUCUUUACUGGUGGGUAAGUGGAUUCAGAAGUCUAAGAUCGGAGGAAGCAAGACCUUGUCUUAUUACAUUAUAGCUGAAUCGUUUUUCCUUCUCUACAGACAAUUGGCAGGGCUGUGGGAGACUGGUACUUUGGCCGUGGAGUGGUAGAGGCAGUGGAUUGCCCCUUCCCGUGCAAUCCCACCUGCUACAAUAUGAAGUUUGUCUAG
Molecule: messenger RNA, 4263 nt
Organism: Spirodela intermedia
Lineage: Eukaryota; Viridiplantae; Streptophyta; Magnoliopsida; Alismatales; Araceae
Source: the annotation of a GenBank genome assembly